UCUUUUGUUUAUAUUAUAUGCACCACCACACCUCUCUCUCUCUCUCUUCCCCGUUAGAGUCUUUGAACCAUGUCUGAUUUGUGAAGCUGAGAAAGGGUCUUCUUAGCCUUCUUUCAAAGAAGAUAUAUUUCAUCCCCACUUUGCACCUCUACUAAUUAAUCACCUUGACUAAUUAAUAUUCUAGUUUCUUCUUGUUUGUUUAUUGCUUUGGUGUUCUCUUAUACUAUAUUUAUAUAUAUCAAAUUUCAAUCAAUAGUAAUAGAGGAAUAAAUAUCAACACCACACACACACACACACACCCUUGAGUCCUUCGUCUGUGUCUUGUUAUUCUGGUUCUGAAUUCUCCUUCUCUAAGGUUAAGUUCUUCUUUUUUUUUCUUUUUGUUCCUUUUCCUUUGAGUGUUAUACUAUAUACUAUAGCUUUGAAAUCAUUUCUGGGAAUAUAAGUAACUAAAAAAUGCCCCAGAAUAAGAUUUUUCAUGCCCCAUCAACGAAUCCGAUUCCUGAUCUUUCCCUGCACAUUAGCCUCCCAAAUAGUGCUCCUUCUUCAAUUUGCACUGAUGGAGAUUCACCCUUUGAUGUAUGGACACAAGCAGAUACUGAUGGCCUCAAAUCUCAUAGUGAUGGUUCAAUCAAGGGUUGCCCUCACACCGACACAGAACUGUCCUUAGCCAACACCACAAGUACUGCUACUCAUGAGGUUGAAAGCACAUGGAGGAGGAGAAACUUUGUUAGAAUCAAUAAUCAUGGGUUUUCUGAGGGUGAAAACACAAGGCUCAUAAAUGGAAUCCCUCUCUACAGUAACUUUUCUUCUUUGGAGAACAAUAUAGAGAGGGACCCUUCUAAGUUUUCUUCUCUCUAUGCAGUUCCAUACCCUUCUUGUGUCGCUAAUUCAGCUCCUAAUUAUGAUAAUAAUGGUAUUAUUGGGGGUGCAGCAGUAGAACCAAUCUCAAGGUUUAAUGGGAUAACCAUGGAGAGUCUAAGACCUCAACAGUUUCGGUACUUUGAUUUUCCUCAUCACCAAUAUCAUCAGCAUCAACAGCAUCAUCAGUUUGGGAAUAAUAACAUUGGAGCUUCUGAUUUUUCAAAUGGAUUUUUGAGGUCAAGAAUGCUGUCGAGGCAACAAAGUAAGAGAAACAUGAGGGCUCCAAGAAUGCGUUGGACUAGUUCUCUUCACAAUCGCUUUGUUCAUGCUGUUGCGUUGCUUGGUGGCCAUGAAAGGGCUACUCCUAAGUCGGUUUUGGAACUCAUGGAUGUCAAAGAUCUAACAUUAGCUCAUGUCAAGAGCCAUUUGCAGAUGUAUCGGACUGUUAAGAACACUGACAAGCCUGCAGCUUCUUCAGAUGGGGAUGGGGAUGAGGAUUUCAUGUCCCUAACACUACCCCUUAAUCAAAAUAAGAACUUUUUACCAAAUCAGAGAGGACCUCCAAAUGCAUCUAUAGAUCAUGAUAUUGGCUAUACUUCAAGCAAUCUAUGGGCUAAUUCUUCUUCCAGUAGAGGAGCACGAAUACAAGCAAAUUCCCGAGAUUUGGAAGAGCUUAAUCAUCAAGAUAUUGUAUCAUCUCAGCAUGUUGGGAAGCUGUCAGAGGGAAGCAACUAUACACAAACAAGAAGCUUCAAGGAUCAAAAUUUGGAGUGUCAGAAUCCAAGCUUGGAGAUCACCUUAGGAAGAUCAAAUUGGCACAACGAUGAACAUGCCUAAUUUUAUUUAGUUGGUUUACAUGAUUGCUUUACAAAGCCAAAAAAGAAAAGAUUAAUGCACAGAUAUAUAAAUAGAUAGUGCUUUUGUUAAGACAAAGAUGUCACUUUCCACAAAUCUAAAGCAUCUCUGUAUAUUCUUUUUGAGCCAAAGCUUGUUAGGUUGUGUUAGUCAUUAUAUAAAUGUUAUAGCUUAAAAGUAAAAGUUGAAGAAAAGAAGGAAUCAUAUGU
Molecule: messenger RNA, 1928 nt
Organism: Abrus precatorius (Indian licorice)
Lineage: Eukaryota; Viridiplantae; Streptophyta; Magnoliopsida; Fabales; Fabaceae
Product: transcription repressor KAN1-like
Exons: 6
Coding region: 457-1701 (414 amino acids)
Biological process (GO): regulation of DNA-templated transcription; abaxial cell fate specification
Cellular component (GO): nucleus
Molecular function (GO): transcription cis-regulatory region binding
Source: RefSeq, a predicted model, not a curated record